Messenger RNA from Aspergillus aculeatus ATCC 16872, 807 nucleotides. Its product is annotated as ESCRT-I subunit protein VPS28. The coding region runs from base 1 to 807 and encodes 268 amino acids. Lineage: Eukaryota; Fungi; Ascomycota; Eurotiomycetes; Eurotiales; Aspergillaceae. Gene Ontology annotation, biological process: protein transport to vacuole involved in ubiquitin-dependent protein catabolic process via the multivesicular body sorting pathway. Gene Ontology annotation, molecular function: protein-containing complex binding. The record is from RefSeq and is a predicted model, not a curated record. The transcript has 3 exons. Gene Ontology annotation, cellular component: ESCRT I complex.
AUGCGGGACACCGGCCAGUCCAGUCCCAGCAUCACUUGUCUGUCAAUCAACCACGACUUACUCGCUUCAGCCAUGUACGCGCAACGGCCUUUGUCGUAUGCUCCAACGCCUUACAGCUAUACGCCUAACCCGGCGCUGGCUGCGUCCAUCAACCUCGAUGAGGAAGUGAAGCUAGCUUCUAGCUCGGCGGAGCGCGAUCUUCACGAAUCCCUGGCGGAGAUUUACAGUAUCAUUGUCACUCUGGAUGGCCUUGAGAAGGCGUAUAUCAGAGACGUGGUCACGGAAUCGGAGUACACGGAGACCUGCACUCGCCUACUGAAGCAGUACAAGUCUAGCUUGGGAGAUGAUAUCGUCGCCGGAGAAUUCGUCGACCUCGAGACUUUCAAGCGAAAAUGGGGGUUGGAAUGCCCCCGUGCCACUGAACGUCUACGAAUCGGGCUCCCCGCCACAGUGGAACAAGCCACUCAUAGCACCCCCGCGGCGAACAUGGCCCCGGCAGCAACAGGUCCGCCAGGCGGCGCUUCUGGCACUUUGAUUCUGACAGCCACCGAGAACUUCAUAACUUUCCUCGAUGCGCUGAAAUUGAACAUGGUCUCAAAAGAUGCAUUGCACCCUCUGCUCUCGGAAGUGAUCCAGUCCGUCAACAAGGUGACAGACGCGGACUUUGAGAACCGGGGCAAGAUUAUCCAGUGGCUGAUCACCUUGAAUCAAAUGCGAGCGACCGAGGAGCUCAGUGAGGAUCAGGCUAGAGAAUUGUCCUUUGACAUCGAGCAAGCGUACAUGGGCUUCAAAUCGACUCUGGGCUGA